Radiomyces spectabilis is the source of this 2385-nucleotide messenger RNA. RefSeq lists its product as uncharacterized. Gene Ontology annotation, cellular component: endocytic vesicle; cell division site; plasma membrane. NCBI's taxonomy places the organism in Eukaryota, Fungi, Mucoromycota, Mucoromycetes, Mucorales, Radiomycetaceae. The transcript has 14 exons. The record is from RefSeq and is a predicted model, not a curated record. The coding region runs from base 1 to 2385 and encodes 794 amino acids. Gene Ontology annotation, biological process: septin cytoskeleton organization.
AUGGUCGCCAAUAAUACAACGAACCCUUACACCAACGCAUUCCUGACAAAACGUCCCAAGGAUGGUAUCGAAAUUGUUCAGGAGCGGCUUCGACAGUCGAUAAUGUUGGACGAAGAAUUAUCCCAGUAUUUUAGAGAAAGAGCGCUUAUUGAAGAUCAGUACGCCAAGAGCCUGGUCAAGGCGUCGAAGCGGCUGUUUGUUACGGAUAAAUCGAGCUUAGGCAAUUUUACUCCGAUUUGGGAAUGCCUUUUUAAUGAGUUUACAGAAAUAUCCACCGCCCAUGCCAUUCUCGCUCACCAAAUCGCGGAAGAAAUUGAAAAACCACUGAAAACUUCUGCGUCGCCGGCUCAUGAAAAGAUCAAAGAGCUGGAGCCCGGUUUCGCUCGGCUGGCAAAGGACUCCGAAGGUGCUAAAAAGAAUAAAACUCUAUUCAAGCGAUCGAAAUCCCAUUCCGACACUUCAUUUCCUACAUGGCAGGUGGACGGUCCUAAUUUUUUAGAGACAGUGGAAGAAGCACGCUUACAGCGAUUAAAGACCCUGGUGGAAAAAUUUGAGCAGCUCCAGAUGGAUCAAAUGCUGAAACGAAUGGAGAUCGCCAAUGUCACACAAUCAACUGCCACAGCAUUGGAUGUCCAAACCGAGAUUAAUGAUUUCUGUGCCAGCCGUGGCAAACAAUUGAGCACUAUCCCACCCUCCACAUCGCAAGAAACGCCCUCCAGUUCACCUUCCUCUUCCAAUCGCGCACGACCACAAAGCACAACCGUUAGUUCAAUGAGCAGCAAUCCUUCCAUGAAAUCAGUAUUUUCCAUACGUCGAAAAGCGAAACACGCUGAUUCGGCACCAGCGCAGCAAAACUCCUUUACCAUGAUUGACGAAGAACCAGAACACGAGCAAGAUCAGUCACACUCCACCCCUCCAAUGUCUCGGGGAUCGCCAGAGAGCACGCGACAAGCGAGUCAUGCUUCGGGGCAACAGAAUCCUCCCCUCGAACGAGAACGCAGUAAACAGAGCUUGACUUCAUGGUUCGAAGUGAACAAUACAAACGGCAGCUCGGGACAGCCUUCCGUAUCCACCCUGACUCAACAAGCUCAGUCACCCCAGGUGGAUGAAGAAGGAUUUUCCGUUCCUCCUCCAGAUCCUCAUCGAGGGCUAUAUUCCAGCAGCGGCGCGCUGUUUACCCAAGAGCCUGAAGAAUUGGAUGGCGAUAGUCACAGCAGUACCACAGGACACCGAUUCAAGGUCGAUAUUCAAAACCAACCUGUUCAUCAUGAAGAGGAUAAUCGUGUAGCGACCGAAAUCAUGACAAGAAUGGCUUCCUUGUUGAGAGAGAAAAAUCAAAGCAUUUCCAGACGUCCACGCGGUCGACGAGAACAUUUGCGUUCCUCUCAAGCAGAACCCAACAAGUUGUUCCUGUCAUCGUCACCGUCAGCAACUCCUUUUGACAGUUCCGAAGCGAUUCAUUCAGGUUCGAACGUGUCUGCUUCUACCGCCGAAUCCACUCGUACCAAUCCGUUCCACCAGAGCUCGCUUGAAGUCUCGACCCCAACCAGCGCCAACUCGGUAUCAUCGUCGGCAUCAAGGAGCCCAUCCUUAGCCACCGACAUUCCUUGGCAAUUACGACCUAUUCCCGAAGUAACGCAACCUCAAGCGUACGCUAGCAUCAUCGAGACCCUUGAUAAAAAGGACAAUGACGUGUUCUAUGUAACUGGCGUAAUUAAACUUGCAUACAAUGGAUCUUCAACACCCAUGUCGCCUCUUUUGAUCCGUAUCCAGAACUACGACACUAUCAAAGAUUUGCAACCGAAUAGAGACUGCGUCGAACCAUUGAAUGAUGAAAAGGAUGUAUUUGCGUUGAAGGCCGAAGCAUUUGAUGGAACCCGAGGCACGGCAAUGGAAUGUUUCACCUAUCAUUUGGAGAUCACUGGUGAUGGAAACGAUAUUCUUCCUGUCCAUGCGUCACCACUGUGGAAAUGCGCGGAAAAUGCCUCGUAUCUGAUGUUGCGGUACCAAGUAACAGAUAUGUUCGACGCAUGCAAGGGCCACGUAGCUCUGUCGGUGCCAUACGACCAAGUGCCGGUGGAAGCGGUUCAAAGCUCACCACAAGGUUUAUGGGAUACUACAAAGAAGCGACUGACAUGGACCCAUGAAGCUCUAUCGGAACAUCGACAGACAACCUCGACAGCCGAUGUAAAGGGAUGGCCACGUUUGCUGGCCAAGUUUCUCACCACCGGUGUGGGGCAGGCACAACCGGUCAUGUUGAAAUACUUUUGCAAAGACACGUUGGCCAGCACCAUUGCCGUAGAAGCUGUUCCUGCGUUUGAUUGCCAAUUGGAAGUCAAGCAAAUCCACAAAGCCCUGAAAUCCGGAACCAUCCUGUUUUCUUGA